Molecule: messenger RNA, 1587 nt
Organism: Talaromyces marneffei
Lineage: Eukaryota; Fungi; Ascomycota; Eurotiomycetes; Eurotiales; Trichocomaceae
Exons: 4
Coding region: 1-1587 (528 amino acids)
Biological process (GO): regulation of DNA-templated transcription
Molecular function (GO): DNA-binding transcription factor activity, RNA polymerase II-specific; zinc ion binding
Source: RefSeq, a predicted model, not a curated record
AUGCCAUCUCCCACUUCACCUCUCGUAUGGACAUACCGUAGCUACCAAGCAACACAAAGAGUUUAUCUAAUGCCUCGUGUCAAGCCGGUUCGUCGCGUAAAAUGUGACGAGGCUAAACCAGUCUGCCACAACUGUACUGUGGCUGCUCGACAGUGUUUAGGGUACAAUAACUAUUCGUCAGCUCAAUCACUUCUCCAAAGCGAAAGCCACACUAGUGUCCAUCUUAAUCAGGUCGUUUCAGCACCGUUCACCAUUACAGAUGCCGAGCAGCACGCAUUUGAGUACUAUCGUGCCCGGACGAGUUCCCAUCUCUCCGGCAUCCAAGACCACGAAUUUUGGGAACGAUUGCUUCUUCAACGUGCGCAGAUCGAUGCCGGAGUUCGUCAUGCAAUUAUCGCACUUGCAUCUUUCCAUGAGGACUUUGAGCGUGGCAUGAUCGAGAAUGUCAGAUCGAAAGAGCAAUUUGGCCUGAAGCAGUAUAAUUUAGCUAUAAGAGAGCAGAUGAGCCUCGCUACGAAUGGAAACAAAAACCCUGCGGAGCCAGAAGCCUAUCUGCCAUGCAUUGUUUUUGUGACUAUAGAGAUGUUGCGGGCCAACUUCGCCCCGGCUCUAUACCUGGCGAAGAAAGUCAUAAGUCUUUUACACGACUUGCGCAAGAGCGAUCAAACUUCGAAAAUGCUUCUAGAAUUCUUGGAGCGCCGGUUCCGCCAGAUUGAACUCCAAGCGUCGGAGAUGUUUGGAUCUACUGCAUACUCUUCUAUACUACCAUCACAGCCUACAAAAGUACCUAUUUUGAUCCCUCCAAUCUUUGCUUCGCUGUCCGAAGCACGAAGUGCCAUGGAAUACUACGGGCAGCUUUACCGCAUGACUGUGGACGCGAGUGAGAUUGGAAGCCUGAGCAUGUCCCCGGACGAGAUGAAAGACUAUACAGCAGAUCCAGAUCCUCGAAGCGCUUUUGCUGUGAAAUAUCUCAGCAUAUUGAAGCGAUGGACGAGUGCAUUUGAUGCGUUUCUCGAAGGUCGAGCCGGUUCGUUCACAGUCGCCGAAAUGCGUACAGUACGUAUUCUGCGCAUGCAACAGCUUCACAGUCAAAUCUCAAUAGAAGUGAGUACACGCUAUACAUGCGCCGAAAACCAGAUGUUUUGGGAUGAUUAUUGCCCCGUGUACGAAGAGAUGAUCAAUCUCAUAGAGGCGAUAUUGGCUACCGAGGGCCCCGAGGGUGAUCUGACUACUCGAAAUGCGUCGUUUUCACUGGAUCUAGUUACCAUAGGGCCCAUCUACGACCUUGCGCGGCGCUGUCGGGAUCCUCAAAUUCGUAGGAAAGCACUCGAAGUCUUGCGCACUUGCCAUAGAAGGGAAGGGAUGUGGGAUAGCGAGCUUGCAUUGCUGGUUAUAGAACGAGUGAUAGCUAUUGAAGAAGAUGGCAUCUCUGUGCAAUCGUGUAAAGAUAUACCAAACUGGCGACGCAUUCUUCAUAUACAACAUCUCUUGGAUAUGGAGGCGCGGACGAUCCAUUUGAAGUAUGAGAGAGUGGCGAGCGCUACCAGGCCAGUUGUAGUGCAGAUGCAAGAAGUCAUAACGUGGUAG